AUGUUUUCCUUCCCUCCGAUAAAUAAUAUAAAAGACUUGAAACAAAAAAUCUCUCACUUAAGUCUAAGGUCACCACUUGCUCUUGUCACAACAGACUGGCAUCUUCAACAACCAAUGAGGGAGGAGACAGAUAAAAAGAAUUACAUCGAAGAGCGUGAUGUCACAGUUGAGACACAGGACAAAGAGUUUGGUCUCACAUUUUUCGAUGGGAGCUCACCGCCGCGAAUAAAGGAGAUUGACAUCCUUUCCUGUUUUGUGGGGAUUCUGCUUGUUGGAGACGAGAUUUUGCAGAUUAACAAACGGGUGGGUUUCUAUAAAAAUUUAAAAAGAUUGCAAUGUCAAAAUUAG
This is a messenger RNA of Meloidogyne enterolobii, 348 nucleotides long. The record is from the annotation of a GenBank genome assembly. NCBI's taxonomy places the organism in Eukaryota, Metazoa, Nematoda, Chromadorea, Rhabditida, Meloidogynidae.